AUGUAAUUUUCAGCAGAUCCACAAUAUUAUGAAAUGUCCAAAUAUCCCAAUAACCUGGGUUAAUAAACGAUUAAUCCUGUGAUGAAUCCUAGUGUUCCUUAAGCUAAUCUGUCUCCUCAGGUCAAUAUUUCAAGUGAGAAUGAUCCUGCUAGUCCAGAAUAGACUAGACAAGCAUUCCUCGUUAAAUACUAUGUAAAGCAAAUCAUACAACUUGCUGGGAUCAUUUUAAUCUAUGGAAUCAAUUAAAUUAAUGCUUUUUCCUCAAUAUAUUUAACUGAAGUAGAUAGAGAAUGGUGGGGAUCAAAAUAUACAUAUGAGAGUUUCAGUCAAAACUAUCAUCGUGGUGCCACACGAAGGGAAUUUGAAGAUUGGAUGGAAGAGAGAAGAAGAGAUUACAUGGACUAUAAAUUCAAUUGGGUUUAUUACUUUAUAUUGUCUCUUACCUUAUGCUUCACUGUAUUCCUUGCCUUUGCUAGAAAUUCCAAGUCUUUUGCUCGGAAUUAAAAUACAUUCUUCAUGAUUCAAACAGUCUUCUUAGGAAUUGUCUUGGGAGGAUUGUCUAGUGUCCAUUAGUAAAACUGGCUAUACCAUAAUACAAUAAUAUACAUUCUCUUGACAUUGUUUGGGUUAAUGGCUAAUAGUAUCUUUAAUUUAGUAUUGAUCAAACUUAAUAAAUUGUAAAUUUAUGGAAAAUUGCCCAAAACAUUUACUUAUCUAUUUUUUGGAUUGAACUUUUUGAUGGGAUUCAGAGAAUAUCAAAUGGUCGAGGCCUUACCAAUAGUCGAAUUUAUUACAAUCUACUGCUUUUUUUAUUUUGAUCAAUUAAAUAAAUCCCUUUUGGUGUAACCCUCAGAACUCCCACCAACAACAAAUAUUGUUGAUCUCCUUAGAAACAUUAAAACUGAACUGGAAGGCAAUCAAUUUCAGUCCAAUUAACAUUUUAUUGUGAUAAAUAAGAAGGUAUUAACAAUAGUUUCUAUUGGGGUUGGGCUAAUUCUUCUUGAAGUGUUCGGCUUCUUGAUGGGCACCUUUAUAUUCAUAGUAGUUUCAAUUUUAUCUGUGCUCACAGGGCUUAGUUUUGCUGUUCCUACUUAAGUGGCUCAAUAAACUUUGACAACAGAAGAUUCAAGCAUAGCCGUUAUGAUGACUUAUCUAGAUCUCUUAUGUCCAAUCCAAAAUAUAAUAAGAAGCAUUAAAAUAUGA
Molecule: messenger RNA, 1203 nt
Organism: Paramecium tetraurelia
Lineage: Eukaryota; Ciliophora; Oligohymenophorea; Peniculida; Parameciidae
Exons: 3
Source: RefSeq, a predicted model, not a curated record